AUGGGUCAAGACAACGAGCCUAAAACCUACCGCUACAAGGAGACUCCCGUCUACACGGCCUCCAAUGGCUGCCCAGUCAUGGACCCCCAGGCCGCCCAGCGCAUUGGUCCUAAUGGUCCUCUCCUGCUACAGGAUUUCCAUUUGAUUGACCUGUUGGCGCACUUUGACCGCGAGCGCAUUCCUGAGCGCGUAGUCCAUGCCAAGGGUGCUGGCGCCUACGGUGAGUUUGAGGUCACCGACGACAUUAGCGAUAUCACCACUAUUGAUAUGCUCAAAACCGUUGGCAAAAAGACCAAAAUGCUCACCCGCUUCUCGACCGUUGGUGGUGAAAAGGGAUCCCCUGAUAGUGCCCGUGAUCCCCGUGGCUUCGCCAUGAAGUUCUAUACCGACGAGGGCAACUGGGAUUGGGUGUUCAACAACACGCCUGUGUUUUUCCUGCGUGACCCUGCCAAAUUCCCCAUUUUCAUCCACACCCAAAAGCGCAACCCACAGACCAACCUGAAGGAUGCCACCGCAUUCUGGGAUUAUCUGUCCACCCACCACGAGGCCGUCCACCAGGUGAUGCACCUGUUCAGUGACCGUGGUACUCCCUUCUCUUACCGCCACAUGAACGGCUACUCAGGCCACACCUAUAAGUGGAUCAAACCGGAUGGCACCUUCAACUAUGUCCAGAUCCACUGCAAAACUGACCAGGGCAAUAAGACCUUCACCAAUGACGAGGCAACCAAGCUGUCUGCGGAGAACCCCGACUGGCACACCCAGGACCUGUUCGAAGCUAUCCAGCGCGGCGAGAACCCAUCCUGGACCUGCUACGUUCAAGUUCUGAGCCCCGAGCAGGCCGAGAAGUUCCGCUGGAACGUCUUCGAUCUGACCAAGGUCUGGCCACAGAACGAGGUGCCUCUGCGCCGCUUCGGCCGCUUCACUUUGAACCAAAAUCCGCAGAACUACUUCGCGGAAAUCGAGCAGGCCGCCUUCUCCCCCUCGCACAUGGUCCCCGGCGUUGAGCCCUCCGCCGACCCCGUUCUCCAAUCCCGCCUUUUCUCCUACCCAGACACUCAACGCCACCGUCUCGGCGGCAAUUACGACCAGAUCCCUGUCAACUGCCCGCUCAAGGCCUUCAACCCUACCCAUCGCGAUGGCGCCAUGAACGUCAACGGCAACUACGGCGCCAACCCCAACUACCCCUCCACCUUCCGCCCCCUCGCCUACCAGCCCGUCAAGGCCAGCCAAGAGCACGAGAAAUGGACCGGCGCUGUUCUUGCCGAGCAGUACCCUGUUACCUCGGAGGACUAUGUCCAGGCCAACGGCCUGUGGCAGGUUCUUGGCCGUACCCCGGGCCAACAGGAGAGCUUUGUGGGCAACAUCUCCGGCCACCUCUGUGGCGCCCACGAGCGUGUUCGCAAGGCUACGUAUGAGAUGUUCCGUCGUGUCAAUGCGGAUCUUGGCGCCCGGAUCCAGUCUGCUACCGAAGCUCAUGUCACCGGUGCGCCACCAGCGCGUCUGUAG
Messenger RNA from Penicillium soppii, 1506 nucleotides. RefSeq names its product catalase. Gene Ontology annotation, cellular component: peroxisome; mitochondrion; cytoplasm. Gene Ontology annotation, molecular function: catalase activity; heme binding. Gene Ontology annotation, biological process: hydrogen peroxide catabolic process; response to hydrogen peroxide. The coding region runs from base 1 to 1506 and encodes 501 amino acids. NCBI's taxonomy places the organism in Eukaryota, Fungi, Ascomycota, Eurotiomycetes, Eurotiales, Aspergillaceae. The record is from RefSeq and is a predicted model, not a curated record. The transcript has 4 exons.